Molecule: messenger RNA, 327 nt
Organism: Plasmodium fragile
Lineage: Eukaryota; Apicomplexa; Aconoidasida; Haemosporida; Plasmodiidae
Exons: 4
Coding region: 1-327 (108 amino acids)
Biological process (GO): endoplasmic reticulum to Golgi vesicle-mediated transport
Cellular component (GO): Golgi apparatus
Molecular function (GO): SNAP receptor activity
Source: RefSeq, a predicted model, not a curated record
AUGAUUUACGAAAUUUACAUGGACUUUAUUCGCACCGUUCCGAAAGAUGUGUGGUCGGCAGUAAAUCAGGACAACAAAAUUUCUUUUAAUUUGAAUUCAUAUCUGUCCAAGUAUAAGGACCCCCUGACGUGUGAUGCCAUAGCUAACACAAACAUGAAAAUCAGCGAAAACAUUGAAAAAGUGAGAACAACUAUGGACGCACUCAUCAGGAACAGGGAAAAUUUGGAUGUCCUCGUCGACAAGAGCAAGGAUCUUUCGACUACGACUAAGCAGUUAUUUAAGCAAAGCAAGAAACUUAAAAGGAGACAGUGUUGCAGGAUUAUGUAA